AUGUCCUCCUUCAACAUGUUUGGGGACCAGUUUUUAGAAUAUGUCGGGAUAGACAUCAGCGACUUUGCCACUCAGCCUGAUCCUUUUGAGGCUGUUGGUCUGGGGAAGACGGAGCCGGAGGAAAUCACAGAUGACCUGAUGGAGCAGCUGGGCAUUGCAGAUGAGGUUUUUUCACAACCGGACCCGUUUCUGCAACAGACAGAUUUGUCCAUUCCAUCAUCCUCCAACCGAUUUGUGCCCCCCAUGACCACCUCUGCCAUUGAGGAAAAGCGGAAGGCGAGGAUACCAGAGAAGACCAAACAGUCCACUCGGUGGGGCAAGGCUGUGUGGGAUGACUGGGCGCGAGCUCAGAAUUCCUUGCGCACAGUCGGGGACGUGGAGCCUGGGGAUAACUACUUUAUCAUCCCGGUGGACCUCAGCGAAACGUCUCCAGAGGAGAUGGGCUUCUGGCUAUCGAGAUUCGUGUUCGAGAUCCGCCGUCAGGAUGGCAAGCCGUACCCUCCCAAAACGCUUUAUAACAUCGUCGCGGCCAUCAUGCGGCAUUUCAGGGAAGACCUGUCACGACACGACAUGAACUUUCUCGACAAAAGUGACACGAGAUUUGCGGAGUUCCGAAAGGCCUUAGACGCCCGGAUGAAGGAGCUGACGGCACAGGGAGUUGGAACCACCAAGCGCCAAGCAGACCCGCUGACACCCGAGGAUGAGGACACAUUGUGGGCCACCGGGACAGUCUCUACCAAGACAGCAACCGGCCUAUCCAAUGGUGUAUUCCUCUACAACUGUAAGAUCUUCGGCCUCCGCGGCAUGGAUGAACACAGGCACCUACAAGUCGAACAGUAUGCGUUCGGCGUCGACCAGACGGGUCGGUACAUGAAGUUCACUGGACGCGUGAGCAAAAAUGUACAAGGGGGGCUCAACCAUCGACAGGUUGACGUCAAGUCCAUCAAGCAGUACGCCGAUAAUACAAACCCCAGGUGUGUGGUCCACCUGUUUGAGUCUUAUCUGAAUGCCCUCCCGGAAAAACGUGGCAGUUUCUACCGACGGCCCCUCGCCAACAGCAACCCGCCCAGAUGUUCCCUUCAAGUCGUCGGCGUCAACAAGUUAAAGACAUACAUGAAGACCAUGUUCGAGAAGGCAGGGAUCAACCUUCAGGGCAGAAACAUCAGCAACCACAGUGGCAAGGUGACCUGUGCCACGCAGAUGUGGGAGGCCGGGUUCGACGAGCAGACUAUCAUGGGUCGGACGGGCCACAGGUCAAAUGCAGUGAGAGCCUACAAGCGUCCCAGUAACACACUUCUGCAGGACGUGAGCAACAAGCUCCAGCCUCCAAAACCACAGCACAAGAAACCAGCUACCAGUACAGUAACAACAGAAGAAAACACCACCACCACUGGAGUUCAGCCCACCAUCAACAACUUCAACAACGUGCCUACUACCGUGCCUACCAUUCUACCACGCGCCAGCGCUCCACGCCUGUCAAUUGAACACCCGAACGGACUAAAAAUCACUAUGGACUUCUGA
Molecule: messenger RNA, 1521 nt
Organism: Branchiostoma belcheri (Belcher's lancelet)
Lineage: Eukaryota; Metazoa; Chordata; Leptocardii; Amphioxiformes; Branchiostomatidae
Product: zinc finger MYM-type protein 2-like
Exons: 1
Coding region: 1-1521 (506 amino acids)
Biological process (GO): DNA recombination; DNA integration
Molecular function (GO): DNA binding
Source: RefSeq, a predicted model, not a curated record